GUUAUAGCCCAGCCCAGAUUCUUGCUUCAGUUUCCAAUUCAAUCAAUUCAGAUUUUAGUACUGUUUCUGCUUCCGCUUCCGCUUCGAACGAAUCAGGAUUCACGUUACUGCUCAUUGCUGUUCCCAUUAUCAUUAUCCGACCAAGUGAUGAACGUUGAUGAAGCUGCUUCUUCCUCCCCGUAAUUUGCAACCCUAACUCUCAUUUCAGGGAAGAAUUGCAUCCUGAUGUUGAAUUUGAGUUUGUGAAGAACCCUGAUUUCAGAAGGUAUUUUGAAACUAUUAUGGUUCUAUACAGUUUGUGUGAGGUCUGAGCAAUGGCUUUUUAUUCUGAGGAGGAAAAAACAGAGGAUUAUCUUUUCAAGAUUGUUUUAAUUGGUGAUUCAGCCGUGGGAAAAUCGAAUUUGCUUGCUCGAUUUGCUCGAGAUGAAUUCUACCCUAACUCGAAAUCAACCAUCGGAGUCGAGUUCCAAACCCAAAAGAUGGAAAUAAAUGGAAAGGAAAUCAAAGCUCAGAUAUGGGACACUGCUGGACAAGAACGAUUUAGAGCUGUUACAUCUGCUUAUUAUCGAGGAGCUGUUGGAGCUCUCGUGGUAUACGACAUUAGCAGGCGUCCGACCUUUGACAGCAUUGGAAGAUGGCUGAAUGAACUUCACACUCAUUCCGACAUGAACGUAGUAACCAUACUGGUAGGCAACAAGUGUGAUCUGAAGGAUGGUAGAGAAGUAGGUACUGCUGAAGGGAAGGCUCUGGCAGAAGCUCAAGGUCUGUUCUUCAUAGAAACCUCGGCCCUCGAUUCCUCGAACGUAACAAACGCUUUCCAGACAAUCGUGAAGGAGAUCUACAACAUACUGAGCCGAAAAGUUAUGAUAUCUGAAGAACAUAAGAAGGAUGGGAGGUGGAUGGAGAAUGGAAGAAGUACCGUAGUGUUACAUGGAAAGGAGGAAGUAGAAGAGGAGGCCAAAAGAGAUUGUCAUCGCACACCCAGAUUUGUGCACAAUCGACCACAGAUCCGUCGCCAUCAAAUUGGUAGAGGUUGUUAGGAUAACCACCGUAGCUCGGUCACUGCCAUUGAGCCAUGUUGCAGUGAGUUGGUGUGGAUCAUCACUAGAGAAUAACGAAAGGAAACGUGCAAGGAUGCUAGCUUGUGCAUUCGAUUUGGUUCAACAUGCAUCUUGGUUCAUUUCAAUGUAUGCAAGCGGUUCGGGUCAACAAUCAAUUAAUUAACGGUCAAUAGUUUAGUUGAACCGAUUGAAUUCAAGUUUUUCUCUUGAUUCAUUUUUAAGACCGGUUUACCCUGGAUUUGCGUCAGAGACAUUACCUAUCGGUAUUCAU
Molecule: messenger RNA, 1332 nt
Organism: Cucurbita moschata (crookneck pumpkin)
Lineage: Eukaryota; Viridiplantae; Streptophyta; Magnoliopsida; Cucurbitales; Cucurbitaceae
Product: ras-related protein RABA5a-like
Exons: 5
Coding region: 315-1040 (241 amino acids)
Cellular component (GO): endosome
Molecular function (GO): GTP binding; GTPase activity
Source: RefSeq, a predicted model, not a curated record